GGGCUUCUUCCUCAUGAACCCUCUCUGCUCGGAGUCGACACCUCAGGUCACACUCCGGCCUCCCAGGUUCCCCCCCGCCGUCCACCAUGAUCCUCUACCUGCUCCUUCCUCUUCUGAUCGCAGGCGUUAAAUCACAAAGUGCCAACGUGACGGUGGAAGAGCGGAGCGGAGCCGAGAGGAAUCAAACCUUCGGUGUCUCAACCAACGAAAAUGUGACGUCCAGUUUUCCCCCAGAGGAGAGUCUCAUCGAGGAGGAGCUGGAAAAUAAAAACCUGACAUUCAUCACAGAGGAGGACGAGAGUUUUCAGGACCCGGGGUCUGCUCACAGACACUGUGAUCACCCCCUGCUGGUAAACGCCAGUCACAGCUACUGUGGAGAAGCUUUUCACGAAGAGAUGUUCAGCAUCAGCUCGGAGAACUGGUGCCACCUGGAGCACAUCACCAGGCCGUACAGCGUACUCACGCGGUGCCUGGAGCUGCUGUCAAACUAUUGCGGCUGCUUUUAUCCAAACCAGGACACGCAAGACUUCUUCAUCUCCAUCCACGACCAGUACUUCCACAACUGCAGCAACGAGGAGCUGGUGUUCGAGGAGGCGCCGCACUGGCUGGUGAUGGUGCUCACGCUCAUCCCCGUCAGCAUCAUCCCCCUGCUCGUCUACCUGGUGGUGUGGAAGAGCAAAGUCCAGGAGUGAGACGCUUUCACCUCCACCUCACUGAGAAUCUGCUGUGAGUUUGAAACCUGGUUAAAUAAACAGUUAAUCUUUUAAAA
Messenger RNA from Limanda limanda (common dab), 769 nucleotides. Its product is annotated as receptor activity-modifying protein 3-like. Gene Ontology annotation, biological process: intracellular protein transport; receptor internalization; calcium ion transport. Bases 87 to 692 code for a protein of 201 amino acids. NCBI's taxonomy places the organism in Eukaryota, Metazoa, Chordata, Actinopteri, Pleuronectiformes, Pleuronectidae. The transcript is spliced from 5 exons. Gene Ontology annotation, cellular component: membrane; signaling receptor complex; cell surface. The record is from RefSeq and is a predicted model, not a curated record. Gene Ontology annotation, molecular function: coreceptor activity.